GAUUGACUAGUUAAAAUGGCGUUGGUUAGGUUCUUUAUAAUUGUUUACUAAUGUUUAUUUUUAUAAGAGAUAAAAAGCAAUAAUUACAUAAAGUUUGUUUGGUUUCUUAAAUUAAACAGUUAUUUGCAUAUGUUUCAACUCCUUUCUUUAAAUUUAAUCAAACAUGUAAGAUAAAGCUAAAGUUUGUUGAUGCCAAGGAAAUACAAAUUAGAAAGUAACACGAUGAGCACCAACAGGAUGAAUAAACGGAAUAGUAGUGAAUGUGAAAAUAAAAGGGGUUUUGUGUUGAACAAAUCUGCUGUGUCUAAUUUAAUUUUGGAGAUAAAUGAACUAAUAAAAAAGGCUAAUAUCGAUGAGCAACUUAGCAAUAUUCUGGAUAAAUUCUUAAAUAACCUUAAAGAAUCAGAAAAAUAUUUGGAAAAUGGCAUAUUUACUAUAAACUUUCAAGAAGCCAGUUUAUUACUGGAAAAAAGUUGUGUUUUAUAUGGAAAAAAGGUGGACAUUCUAUGGAAUGAUGUAAAGGAAAAUUUACAGAGAUGGCAUUCAUUCAACAAAUCAAAAAAUAUUUCUGAUGAAAAGGUGUUACAUGAAACAAUGAAUCGGUUCAGAGGACACAAAACUGUUCUCCAGCAAGUUAAUUCAAAGAACUUCAGUUUUAAUCACAGUAGUCUUUUAGAAGAGGCAGGGAACGUUCCCAAUUUACCCCAGAUUGUUGGCAGUGCUUGUAAAACUUUGGAGAAUUUAUGGUCUGAGGCAACUCAAUCCAGUUUGAAACUUAAAAGGUUAAGGGCUAAGGUGGCUCCAUUAGUCUUCACACAUAUUAAGAAGACGCCUAUUUACUAUGAAAAUGGCGAUAAAAAGUUGUGUAAUUACCACGAUCUCUGUCUAAAUCUUUUUGAGGCUGGUUAUAUGUUGCAUGAUGAUAAGACGACUCAGCUCUACAAUUUGCGGCACUUAAUUGACGAUAUUCUUCAAUCCUUUCUUGCACAACAUGGGAUCCCCUACACAAAACUAGCUGAAUGUAAUAUGUGGCCGGAUUUUAAAAAGUAUCUCCAACUGAAUAUAACUAAACGUCUCCGAAUUCUCUUAAAAAAACAGCGAGAACGCAUGAAUGGUGGUUGGGACAGAAAACGACCUUUGAUUGCUCAGAGGCCACCGGUAGAUUUCUCGAUGCUUCAUGUUUUCGGAGAAUUUCAAGUUAGCGUUGUCGCAACCGAAGAAGGUAGUGCGGAUGAGGAAAUAACGGAAGUCUUAGAAACAAACGGUGAAUCCGACGUAGGGAUGUUGCCGGCAAGUCCCGUAAAAAGUUAUGCAUCCCGAAGGACAUCCGAGAUGCACAGCGAAGCUGAUUCAGCUUUUCAUGAUGGCUCAUUUGAAGACGAUGAAGAACGGAAUGUUCGAAGCAAACACGAAGAAUCUUAUAAAGGAAGUACGGCCACGGAAUCUAGAAAAACCACAAUCAGUUCAGAUGACAGAGGUUAUUUCGAGGAUUCUUUAAGAGCAAGAACGCCUGGGAAUGACACAGAUUGUAUUAAUCACAGCUAUUUAAGGGAAAAUGCGGUUUCAAGAGAAAGUUGGAUGAAUAAUAAUGAAGAGAUGGAAGUUUUUCAAGAGUUUGGUAUUUACGACAAUUCCGCGGGUGAGCAGGAAAGUGAACAAUUGAUCGAUGAUGGUCACAGUUUUCCAGAUAAAUAUGAUGACACAUCGUCUAACAUCGUAGAAGAAAAGCUUUUGUACCAACCUGAAGAUGUUUUGCAGCAAAAAAAGAGGAAGAGAAAACGAAACGAUACCGAAGUUGACAGUGACGUUGCACCAAAAAGAAGGGAUCUUAUGAGAAUCUUGAUGACAGAAGAAGAUAAGAUAUUGACCGUUCCUUUAAUUACACAAGAGAAUUUUUUUGUGAGAUGUUAUAAUAGUGAUGAAAAUGAGGGAGGUAUUCCACCACGAGAGUAUGAAGGCACAGGUUACGAUGAGUGUGAUGUAGACGCUUCUACUUGUUUGCUAAAACAUGAAAGAGAAAAAAUUUUAGCAUCGGUAUUAAUUGAUCAUUGUUACUAUAUACCUGUGUCAUCAGAAGAAUGGUCAACAGAAAUUGAGAUUUCCUUAUCCCCAAGGUCGAUAAAUAACGCAAAUGAAAUCCAAUGCAACAACGACGGAUAUCGGACGCCGUCGCCGAUUAUACUACCUCCAUCGGAGCAAGUAAACAUACAAAAGCAGAUGAAUAAGGGUGGAAAUGAAUUCCACGAGAGGAUUUCUAAAAAUGACAUUAAUAUCGAACAGUUUAGUAGACGAAAAGCGGCACUUCUGGACUGGAAGUGUUUCAUGCAGCCGAAGAUUGAUGCUGCUUCCCAGAAGCCUGAUUUUGACAUUCACGAGUACGGCACUUACAUUAUGGACGCUAUUCCACUAGGUGAAUCUCGAAAUUUUAAUCACGUAAUCAAAGAUAAACCCGCUUCCGAGGUAUCCCGAUUGUUUCUUGCAACUCUUCAAUUAGCUAACACCAACAAUGUGGAGUUGGAAAAUGUACCUAAAGGUCAAUUGGCCAAUGGUAAGAUGUGUAUAAAACUAUUAAGUCGUGAGCGUUAUCACGAGCAACUCGAGGAGUACGUUGCACCGUCCGAAAAGUCAUACGGUAAUAAGUUUAAACAAGCGUGCAAAUCGCUCUCUUCUACAUCAACGCAUUCUUCUACACCAAAUAAAAAAUUGAAAAUUUGCUAGGAACUCUCUUUAUAAUUUUACUUUUCUUAUAUGUAUGUACAUUUGAUACACCAGUUGGAUUUUUGUAACAUUGUUUAGUUCAUUUUUUGUUUUAGAAUACCUAUUCAUUUUUAAGUUAUAUUUUUCUGAUUUACUGUAUAUUGAAUUCCUAAGUUUUACAUAUGUAUGUAUAUACAGCAAGUAGAAUAGUAAACAGGAAAUGUUUCAGCCUA
This is a messenger RNA of Agrilus planipennis (emerald ash borer), 2930 nucleotides long. RefSeq lists its product as uncharacterized. Gene Ontology annotation, biological process: mitotic sister chromatid separation; meiotic chromosome condensation. Gene Ontology annotation, cellular component: nucleus; condensin complex. The coding region runs from base 190 to 2718 and encodes 842 amino acids. Gene Ontology annotation, molecular function: chromatin binding. Lineage: Eukaryota; Metazoa; Arthropoda; Insecta; Coleoptera; Buprestidae. The record is from RefSeq and is a predicted model, not a curated record. The transcript is spliced from 7 exons.